Drosophila busckii is the source of this 3749-nucleotide messenger RNA. RefSeq lists its product as uncharacterized. Gene Ontology annotation, biological process: positive regulation of MAPK cascade. Gene Ontology annotation, cellular component: terminal bouton. Gene Ontology annotation, molecular function: protein binding; transmembrane receptor protein tyrosine kinase activator activity. NCBI's taxonomy places the organism in Eukaryota, Metazoa, Arthropoda, Insecta, Diptera, Drosophilidae. The transcript is spliced from 3 exons. The record is from RefSeq and is a predicted model, not a curated record. The coding region runs from base 1682 to 3358 and encodes 558 amino acids.
UAAAAGUCGCUUCGUGUUGCUUGCCCAACGACUGAGAAGAAAGAAAAUAAAAUCAGCCGCAGCAGCAGCAGCAGCUAAAGCCAGAGAGACAGCGGCGGCUAAAAUAAGUGAAAUUCGAGGCAACAACAACAACAAGACGUCGACGAAGAAGAAGAAGUGGACGGAACGAAUGCACAACGAACUUCGCAUAAUGUUGAAAUACGAAACGCCUUGAGGAGAACGUCUGCGUCAGCGUCAGCGUCGCGGUCUGUGACGACAGCAGCAGCAGCAGCGGCGACGGCAGCAGCAGCAGCAGUUAGCAAAAGGCAGACAAACAGGCAAAACCUGCUGAGACGACACGACGAGUCCUUGCUCGUCGGUUCACAAGUGCGGAACACAACAGACACAAGCUAACAAAAAAAAGAAAUAAAAUAAAAAACAGAAGAAUCUAUAUAGACAUAUAAAUAUACAUAUAUUUAUUUCAAACAAUUUAUUCACCAUCAGCAAAAUCAAAACUCUUCUCAUCAAUUCAGAAGCAAAGUGCAAAGCUGACAAAGUGUAAUUCGUGCUAAAGUGCAAACUGAUUUCCUCAAAAUCAUCUCAUACAAAAGUUUUUCGAAAAUUUUUCAAAACAAAAAACAAAUAAAGUGCCGCAAGCUGAGCGCUAAGCAAAUAAAGAAAAGUGCUAACAAGUUCCUUCAACAUAAAAGUUUAAGUAAAUUAUAUAGCUAACAAAAAAAAAACAAACAAACAAACAAACACAGCAAUAAAUAAUUAUACAAAUUAUACAACAACAACAAAAAAGUUUUCUUUUGCAUUUUAACAACAACUAAACAAAGUGUGAAAAAAAGGCAAGAAAAUUAUCAAGCAAAGUGCUGUGCGUACAAAAAUCUGAAGGCCUAAAGCAAAGCAAUUUGGCAAAGAGACAGAGAGCUAAAACUAACGGGAAGUUAUAAACACAGCAAGUGGCGCAAAAUUGCAAAAAAGAUUUUUUAGGCAGCCGCAAGUGACUUCCGUGCCAGCAGCUAAGCCAAAAGUGUAAAAGAGCAAAGAACGUGAGCGAGAGAUAGAGAGAGAGAGAGAGAGAGAGAGAAAGCGAGAGAGAGAGGGUGAGAGGCUUAAACAAAGUGCCGACGGCAAUUAUAUGCAUGCGUGCGUGUGUGUGUCUCUGUCUCUGUCUGUGUGUGUGUGCCUGUGUGUGUGUGUGAGCAACUAGUGUUAGAGCUGACCAACGGCAACAACAACCACACCCACUCCCACAAUUCCCGUUAAGGUGCGAGCGGGUCGAACAAAGUUCAAGCAAACAAUACGUACGGCCCAGACACUUUACGCCUGGAAGUAGACAAUUGAUUAUUGAUUUUGUCUCUAAAGAGAAAGGCAACAACUUCAACUCCAACUCCAACUCCAACACCGAAUCCAGUGUUGUUAAGCGUGCAGUGUUGUGUAACGCGAGCGAGCAUGCAGCAGCAGCAACUGACACUGAAGACUUACAAGUGUUAAGUUAAGUUGCGCCCCCACAACAAUUAAAUCGAGAGCCAUUCUACCAGUAAGCGAAGAAGCGCAGCCCUUUCUCCCCUCUCCAUCCCAACUAGCACCACAGCCACAACCAUCCUCUUUACUUUCUCUGCUGCCGCCUCUACGCCCAACAUUUGCCAACAUAAGUCGUCUAAUUGAUAAACUGCGCCACAGCAACAAGCAGAAAAUGUUCUUCUCGCUAGCACAGACCUUGGUCUGUGUUCUGCUCAUCCAAGGCGGCCUCUAUGCGCUCCAUCUGAGCGGCAAUGGCAACGGCAACGGCAACGCCAAUGCCGCCGACAAGCAGCUGCAACUCCAACAGAGCAGCAGCAGCAGCGGCGGCAGCAACGUCGGCAGCGCUCUUAGCAGCAGCAGCAGCAACUCGAUGGCAGCGCAAUCAAAUGCAGCGAUUGCCCAAGCGUCCGCCUGGCAGCCGCAUCAACAGCAGCAGCAGCAGCAUCAGCAUGCGGGCGGCGGUGCGCCACCUGGCGGCGGCUUGAGCCACAGCUCACAUCGCUCAGCAGCCGCCGCAGCAUUCGAUGCGACCACAGGUCGUUUGAAUAAGGAAAUUGCGGACAUGGCGCAGCUGGAGCGCGAGCGUCUCAUGCUGCUCGGCCUGGCCAAGCAGACCGCCGAAAGUCCCGCUGCGCCCGCUGGCCACCAUGGACGUCCCAUCAUUGCGGGCCGCAUACAAAUGCAGCCCAGCGAGGAGCUCGACGUGGGCGACUAUCCGGCGCUGGUGCAGCAGGCGGCGCGCGGUUUUAUGUUUGGCAGCGUGCAGAAGCAGCCGCCGCCGCCGCUGGCCAACGACGAGGACUACGAUCAGCUGCGUCAGUUUGGGCGGCGUCCCGUUAAGUACGACUAUGGACGCAUAGUGCAGCCGGCGGAGCGUGAGCUGGAGGCAGCUGAAACUCUCUACGAGCCGCUGCAUGGCUUUGGUGACUUUGAUGACUUUUCGGAGCUCGAGUCGAACUCACAGGAUGCUGCUCCGCAUGUCUCGGAGGAUGAGCUGCUGCGCGAGCUGGACGCCUAUCAGUACCAUGGCCUGGUCGAAGACCAACCCGAGAAUCCCUAUCGCACAUUGGAGGCUCUGGAGCAGGGCGCGCCCGACUCCUUCCAGCAGCUGUUCGAGCAGGAGCAGCGCGAUGCGCCGGCCAAAGCCAACGCCAACGCCAAGUCCCACUCCCAAGGCAACUACAACAUACGCGCUCAACAAAAAUGGGCACACAAGCGUGCGCAGACCCAAAAGCAACAACAACAACAACCUUUGCUCCAACGCAACAUCUUUGGCCAACACUUUAAGCAGCAACGCGGCAAACUGGCGCUGGCCAAUUCGGAAGCCACAGCCAGCAAGCAUCAGAAGAUGGCCAAGGAAGAGCAAACAAAAACCGAAGACAAGACACACGAAUCUUCAAUCUCAGCUCAGCCGCAACACCAGACGCAGUCUGAGGACAACAAGAACAAGGAAGCGGAGCAGCCAAUGCAUCCCAAUCACAAGCGCUCCGGCUCUGGCUCUGGCUCCGCCGCAGCAGGCUCCAUGGGCGGCUAUGCGCCGCAGCCGCCGCCCGUCUCCCACAGCCUUGCCAGCCAGCUGAUGUUGCGCACAGCGCGCGGACAGCGGCAAUACGAUGUGCCACAAAUAGAAUGUCCCACCGCGAUGGAUGGCAUGGAACGCUUCGCCUGCCCCACACCCGAUCUACAGGGUCGCUAUCGCUGCAUAGACGAUCAUGUGCUGUGCGACGGCUUCAUCGAUUGCCCCGAGGGCGAGGAUGAGGACAGAAGAUCUUGCAUGUUCUACAAAACGACGAAGGCUCAUUUGGAUGUGUUAGCAGAUGCGUUACUGCGCUGGGCGCGAGGGCGUUAAACACAGCACACAAAUACAAACAAAGACACUCACACAUACAUACACAGUUACAUACACACAUACACACACACACACCUAGAGAACCCACGUUAAACAUAAAUUACAAUUAGUUUUACGCUCUAUAUAUAUUUAAACUGCGAACGUGCAAAACCUAUUACGUUUAAACAUGGCCAGGCACACACACACACACACUUACUCAUACUUAUAUAUAAAUACUUUUCCAAAAAAACAAAAACCACCCCGCCUGUCGUCAAAAGCCCUAAGAACAUAUAUACAAGUUAAUAGUUUGUGGCUAUUGAACUAUCGAAAGUAAAUUCGAGGGUAUGAUUUAAUUAUUACACAAUUAUUAAUUAAACAAUAUGUAAGCCAAAAGCUUAAGCAUAUUUAAAUG